AUGAUGAGUGCCCUCUUCCUUGCAACUACUUUAGCCUUUGUUGGACUCAUAGCCAUUGAUGGCGCUCAAGCAAGAAUUUUAUCAGAUAGCCUUGGACUCGGACUCAAAGUAGCAAUAUUAGGUGCUUAUGGAAGAAAGUGUACCCCACCACCUCCAUCUCCUAUCCCUUCACCAAGAACCAAGGAGCUAACCACCAAGUACGAGAAGUAUUCGUCUCCACCACCAGAAUCUCCAAAAACUGAUCCCUCACUCGGUCAAGUAACCACUAGUUAUGGACGGACCUUGCCCUCACCUCCUCCGACCCCGAAGCCUGCAACACCAAAAGGCCAACUUGAGACUGGGUCUCCAUGCACUGAUGAGACUCCAUGCAAUAAUGGGUACAUAUCUAUGAUAUCAAAUUUUGAAAGGCCUGGGCCACGUCCUCCAACUCCAAAGCCAGCACCUCCUACACAUCCAAUAACCUUUGAUCUUGAGCCGAAAGUCCAUGCAAGAUCACAACCAGGGCAAUAUGUAUUUUCAACUUGA
Dovyalis caffra is the source of this 525-nucleotide messenger RNA. Lineage: Eukaryota; Viridiplantae; Streptophyta; Magnoliopsida; Malpighiales; Salicaceae. The record is from the annotation of a GenBank genome assembly.